Messenger RNA from Drosophila serrata, 449 nucleotides. RefSeq names its product ribonuclease kappa-B. The record is from RefSeq and is a predicted model, not a curated record. Gene Ontology annotation, molecular function: RNA endonuclease activity. Gene Ontology annotation, biological process: nucleic acid metabolic process. Lineage: Eukaryota; Metazoa; Arthropoda; Insecta; Diptera; Drosophilidae.
ACCUGUUGCGGUCACAGUGGCGAGCGCGUACACUGUCAGAGAAAACGUUGGCCCGAUCCAAAUGACUGAGACUGACUGAAAAAAAUGGUCUGUGGGAGAAGGUGCUCACUCUUCUGCCUAUUUAUGAGCACCUGGGCCUUCCUCAUGCUGGUUGUCCUGGGCGUCUGCUUCUCGAUCCACUCGCUGGUCCUUGUGGGUGACCUGCCACUGCCCGGAAGCUUUGCGGGUCCGGAUGAGUUCAAAGAGCUUGCCGACGAGGCGUACUCCAAGGUGGCCAUGCGCUGCUACGUCACCGGAAUCGUUUACCUGCUCUUUGUGGUCAUCUCGGCGAUUGUCUUCCAUAGGGACAACAAGCGGAGGAAGCGCCUGUACAAGAAGAGAAAACAACAGCGCUGAUGUCGAUGUCAAAGCCGAUUGGUUGAAUAAAAAAUUUCUAAUAUUUCUCAUUA